Messenger RNA from Neomonachus schauinslandi (Hawaiian monk seal), 2586 nucleotides. It is a transcript of the gene ANKS6, whose product is annotated as ankyrin repeat and sterile alpha motif domain containing 6. The annotation marks the transcript as partial. Gene Ontology annotation, biological process: innate immune response. NCBI's taxonomy places the organism in Eukaryota, Metazoa, Chordata, Mammalia, Carnivora, Phocidae. Gene Ontology annotation, molecular function: protein binding. The record is from RefSeq and is a predicted model, not a curated record. Gene Ontology annotation, cellular component: cytoplasm. The transcript is spliced from 15 exons.
CUGCUGCGCGCCUGCGACCAGGGCGACACGGAGACGGCGCGGCGGCUGCUGGAGGCCGGGGCGGCGGAGCCAGCGGAGCGCGGCGCGGAGCCCGAGGCGGGCGCGGAGCCGGCGGGGGCCGAGGCGGCCGGGCCCGGGGCGGCGGCAGCGGCGGCCGGAGCGCCAGUGCCCGUGGACUGCUCGGACGAGGCGGGCAACACGGCGUUGCAGUUCGCCGCGGCCGGCGGCCACGAGCCGCUGGUGCGCUUCUUGCUGCGCCGCGGCGCCUCGGUCAACAGCCGCAACCACUACGGCUGGAGCGCGCUCAUGCAGGCAGCCAGAUUUGGGCACGUGAGCGUGGCACACCUACUUUUGGAUCAUGGGGCUGAUGUCAACGCCCAGAACCGGCUAGGGGCCAGUGUGCUCACUGUAGCCUCUCGGGGUGGCCACCUGGGUGUGGUGAAGCUGCUCUUGGAAGCUGGUGCCUUUGUAGACCAUCACAACCCCUCAGGCGAGCAGCCGGGGGCAGGGGACAGCAGGGACGAACUAUUGGACAUCACAGCCCUAAUGGCUGCCAUCCAGCACGGGCAUGAGGCCGUGGUGCGUCUGCUGAUGGAGUGGGGUGCAGACCCCAACCGCGUGGCCCGAACUGUGGGCUGGAGCCCACUGAUGCUGUCGGCGCUCAUUGGGAGGCUUGGCAUGGCCCAGCAGCUGGUAGAGAAGGGGGCCAACCCUGACCACCUCAGCGUGCUGGAGAAGACCGCCUUCGAGGUUGCACUUGACCGCAAGCACAGGGACCUUGCAGACUACCUGGACCCGCUGACCACGGUCAGGCCCAAGACAGAUGAGGAGAAAAGGCGGCCUGAUAUUUUCCAUGCAUUGAAAAUGGGAAACUUCCAGCUGGUCAAAGAGAUUGUGGACGAAGACCCCAACUACGUGAACCUGGUCAACGGGGAUGGGGCCACUCCGCUGAUGCUGGCAGCUGUCAUGGGGCAGCUGCCGCUGGUGCAGCUGCUGCUAGAGAGGCACGCUGACGUCGACAAGCAGGACAGCGUGCACGGCUGGACGGCCCUCAUGCAGGCCACCUACCAUGGGAAUAAGGACAUUGUCAAAUAUCUGCUAAACCAAGGGGCUGAUGUCACUCUUCGUGCAAAAAACGGGUACACGGCCUUUGACCUAGUGAUGCUGCUGAGUGAUCCUGACACGGAACUUGUUCGACUGCUGGCAUCUGUCUGCAUGCAGGUGAAUAAAGACAAAGGCCGGCCCAGCCACCCACCGCCUCUGCCCCACUCGAAGGCCCGACAGCCUUGGAGUGUCCCAGUGCUGCCCGAUGACAAAGGCGGGCUUAAGUCCUGGUGGAGCCGAAUGUCCAAUCGGUUCCGGAAGCUCAAACUGACACAGACCCUGCCCCGGGGGCUCUGCAGCAACCAGCCUUUGCCUUUCUGUGAUGAGCCAGAGUCAGCGCUGGACUCCACAAUGCGGGCUGCCCCCCAGGGCAAGACAGGCCGCCCGGGGCUUCAUGAGAUGGCCCCCACGAUGAAAGAGAAUGGUCCUGGGAGCAUGAGAGGAGACAAAGAAGAUGUGUUAUUGACAACCAUGCUUCGCAAUGGAGCCCCCUUCCCCAGACUCCCGAGUGACAAGCUGAAGGCAGUCAUCCCCCCUUUCUUACCCCCUUCCAGUUUUGAGCUGUGGAGCUCGGAUCGGUCCCGGACAUGUCACAGUGGGAAGGCUGAGCCCGUGAAGACCGUGCUGCCCCAGAGAGCCGGCAGGGGCGCCCCCGUGGGCGUGGCUGGUGGGAGCACAGACGCUACUCCUGUGAGGCCCGUUAAAUUUCCAUCUCUCUCCAGAAGCCCCGCCUCUCCUGCCAGUUCUGGAAACUUCAGCCACUCACCUCAUUCCUCAGGCAGCUCCAGUGGGGUAGGGGGCUCAAGCAGGCACGGUGGGGAGCUGCAUAACCGCUCAGGUGGUAGCAUAGACAGUGUCCUGUCACAAAUUGCUGCCCAGAGGAAGAAAGCAGCCGGAUUAUCGGAGCAGAAGCCCAGCCACCAGUCAAGUCCCCUUGGGCCAGCACCAGGGUCCAGCUCGUCGGAACUCCCAGUCUCCCCUGCAGGCGGUGGCGGUCCCGGUGGCAAGAAACUGGAGACGAGCAAAAGGCCUCCGUCUGGAACUUCCACUACUUCCAAGAGCACCUCCCCUACGCUCACACCCUCCCCUUCACCCAAAGGGCACACGGCUGAGUCCUCGGUGUCCUCCUCUUCGUCCCAUCGGCAGUCCAAGAGCAGUGGGGGCUCCAGCAGUGGCACCAUCACAGAUGAGGAUGAACUGACUGGGAUCCUUAAGAAAUUAUCACUUGAGAAAUAUCAGCCCAUUUUUGAGGAACAAGAGGUGGACAUGGAAGCAUUCCUCACGCUCACCGACGGCGACUUGAAGGAGCUGGGUAUUAAGACAGAUGGAUCCAGGCAGCAGAUUUUGGCAGCGAUUUCUGAACUGAAUGCAGGCAAGGGACGCGAGAGACAAAUUUUACAGGAAACCAUUCACAACUUCCACUCUUCCUUUGAGAGCAGCGCCAGCAACACCAGGGCCCCUGGAAACAAUCCCUGUACAUGA